UUCCCGGAAGUAACCAUAAAUAACAGGAUUAUCGCUGUGCUUGAAUAACGGGUACAUGUUAGCUAAACCUUCACCAGAAUAAUUCAGCCAAGUUUAUCCCAGAGAGAUGCACGCAGUUUGCUGUCUGUCAACCGUAAUAUGUUUUUUAAUUUAUAUUAAUAGUGAUAGCAACACAGUUUUCGAGGGAAUGAAACGAAAUGAUAUUUCAGGGUAACACAUUUCAUGUCUUCCGUUAGUAGUUUUGUUGCAGUUAUAAAUUACUGUCGGGGACAAAUAUAAACUGGAAGUAACUUCAGAUGAUGUGAACCGCUGCUGUAGAGGAUUAGCACGGAUUGGAUUUGCAAGGAGUUUGGAAGAGGGUAUCAUGGAAUGGCCAGGAGAAUUUCCUGAAGACCAUGCCUUUGUGGAGCUUCUGAUUCCAGGUGUUUGCAGUGAUGUGGACUUUGAACAGUUUCUGAAAGACACAGAAGAGAAACUGAGUCUCAAUGCCAGCAGCAUAGAGCAGCAUCUGAAGGAGCUCCAGGCCAAAAUGGGAGACUUAAGAACAGGGGAUCGUCCACCCAGUCCCACAGAGGUCUUGCAGUGGUUCAACAUGAAAGCACAAAACUCCCUGAAGCCUCUUUCCACUGACAUUUUAGACUUCUUCAGAGCUCUGCAACAGUACCUUAAAUCAGAGGAAGAGGGGAAAGAAGAAGUGACACUUCAGCUCCUGCUGAAUCUUUCUGCCCAGUGUGGAGUCUAUUUUCCUUGUCCAUCCUCUUCUUCCUCUCUUCAUCCUCAUCUGCCUGGCUCCUCUGUCCAUUCCAUACACACGAUCAAAGAUGACUCUGCAAUAGAGAUCCAAGAGGCGUGGGAUGCUGUGCGUCUCCAGCUGCGAAGGUUCCUGAUGGACCGGCUCUCAUGCUACACCUCAGGACCUCCUGGAUCCCCCCAGCUCUCCACCAUGACCAUCCUCGAGCGGGUCAACUGUUUUAAGCAGUUGCUUUUUCUCUACCCUGAAUGUGAAGUGGUCACAGAUUACCAGGGUUUGAAACAGCAGUACGUGCUUAGUAUCCUGCACUCAAGCAUGAGCUCCAGCCCAGGUGGUGAGUCCGGCUUCGACAGACUAACGACGGGUUUCUGCAACGUGGUCCAACACGUGACUCAAGCUCUCACUGAGGAGCUCCAGGUCCUUUCAAGGGUAGUGGAACCCCAGGUCGUCCUCGGCUUUUUAAACGUAGCUUACUUUGGUGCCAUCACCCAGGAAAUGACUUCCCAAAUGGAGAGAGAAUUUGAAACCGCUCAAAGAGACAACACAGCGCUGAGCAGCAAGAUAAAAAAAUACUCUGUAAGGUCCCGAGCAACUGUAGCACCAAUGGAGCUUCCUUUGAAAAGCAGGAGCUUCAGUUUGACCUCCCACCAACUGAGGGCAUUAACUCAGCUGGCUUGCAUCCUGCUAGGCUUUGAGAGAGAUGUGAGGGAGCUGGUCACUAACAUCACCUUCAUAAACUGCACAGGAGACACUCCAACUUUAAAAGGUAUUUUGAAAAAGUCUAAGGAGGAUUCAAGUUCGACAACAGAUGGCAGGAAACCCACCGCAGACAAACUUCACACCCCAGAGGCCCAGACUUUGGAGUUUAAUUGGAGGUUAGCUUUUAGUAGGCUUGUCCCACACAUGGAGCAUUGUGUUAAAGUGGUGCUGGAUGACGUCUGUGCCAAGAAUCUACAGCAAGAAGAGGGCUUGCAUUCUUCGGGACACACCUUGGUCACCAUAAGCCCCAUCGCUGACUUCUCUGUCAGCAACGAACAUCUUAAAGAAGACUUCUUUUACAAAGGCUCAGAGAGAGACACUCCUAAAAUGACAGCAAAGUUCUGUGGAGCAAUUCUGAUUGAGCUCGAUGCUUUGCUGCCACUGGCAGUAGCCUGCAGGGACACUUCUCUCCUGGGGGUGCGAUCAAGCUUUGUGGAAGCUUGUAGCAGAGCAGCAUUUGCCAUGCUGGGCCGUUUGCAGGAGAGGGCCCUGGAGGUACCGUCCUCUGCACCCCUGAAGAACCUGCCUGCUCUGCUUGCUUCCUGCAUUUAUGUGCAACAGCGACUAGAGCAUUACAAUGUCAUGCUGAAGGAUUCAAGUGCGGCUUCCGCUAAAAUAUCCCUGACUCUGCUACCAAUCCAGAGAUACCAGGAGGCAGUGGAGGCCUUAAGAGAGCAGCUGACCAGCUACUGCAUCCAGGUUUGCCUCACCUGUAUUCUUCAGGAUGCAGAGAGUCAUGACUGGGCUGACCCUAAACCCUUCUACGAGGGAGAGCGGUGUUCCUUCGCACUGCAGAUGUGGUUUUACUUCCUGUGUGGACUUCGCAGUGACCUGUGGUCAGUUCUUCCAUCAGAGCUAGCCAAGGAUGUGCUGGGAUAUGUGCUGGCAGAGACUUUGCAGUUGCUGGUGCGAAGAUAUUCCAGAGUCCGUGCGUCGUACAAGAGACACUUGCAGAUCAGGUGUGACAUCACAGCAGUGUUGCUCUACGUGGAGCACCUCAUGUGGAGUGUCAGUGAGAGUCCAGAGGAUGUGAUUCUGAUCAACCCUUCUUCAGAAAUUACCAUAAUAGGAGGUGGCUCGGACUGGCCGUACCAAAUCCACAACCUUUGCGACCAACUGCUGACGGUCCUCCUAGUUGUUACAGCGCCAAUAUCUUUUGUGCAUAGAUCGUUUAUGAAUAGUGCUUCAAAGGACUCAGCACCGCGCCAGCCUGAAAGGCCUGUUGUACGCUGGUUAAAUGCUAUCAACCCUGAUCGCUUCCCAGAACAGGUCAUAAGAGAUGGCCUUACGGGUGAGGCAGCCUUGGCGUGCCAGUUGAGGCUACUGACCUCUGACCCAGGAUGCAAUCCCAAGCUGCUGCUGCAAAUGCUGCUUUAUGAAGAUUGUCACCUGCCUAGAAUACUCCUGGAAAAUUCCUAUUUUUGCCAGAAGACUGACUCAGAAAUGUCCACAGAGAAUUGCAAGGCAGGAGAUGAUUUCAUAGUUGCUUUGUUCAACUUGUUCUCCUGCUUGAAUAAUGUUCCCAAGGCUUUGACCCAGGCUCUUCAGCCAUACCUGGAGAAAGCACACAUAUGGAAAUAUCUCUAUACACUGGCAGACACUACACAGAAGGCACCAGUGGUCAUUGAUUGUGUCCGAGCGUUGGUGACAAAGUCAGCCAACAGUAUUUUGGUACACCUGGUCUCCAUGGCAGUGGCUUGGCAGGGCACGGAGGAUUGUAGUCAAGCACACCAGUUUAAACAAAAGGUGCCAGAGAGUGUCCUGGCUAAAAUACCCAAGGACUGGAACUAUUCACUACCUGAUGGAAGAGGGAAAGAUACUGGCUCUAAAGCUGUCAUAUCCUUAGCAAUUCAAGCAUUGUCCUUCAUUUUUACCAACCUGCCAUUGGCUGUGUCGUCGUUGCCUCUCCCUAUCCGCUUCGUCUUUCAAAUGGCAGAAAAGCAUCUCUCCCAGCAUGCCCGGCAGUUGCGCUCAAUGGGGCUAUUGCUCUGGGCGCUGCUGGGGUUUCUGAUCCAGGGUCUGGAAGACCCUGAUGCACUUGAAGAAAUCAGUGGUCUGGCUCUGGACUGCAGGGCAAAAGAAUACUUAUCUCUGCUCAGAGAGUGCCUGCAGGCUGCAAUGAGCAUCCAGCACAAGGGAAUUCCCAAACCUACAGUGCAUAAAGUACUGCAAGCUCUGGAGGAAAGACGACCCAAGUGGAUAAACAUCCAGCUGCAGAAAUCUCGCAAACUCUGUUCAGAAAGCCUCUCGGAGCAGGGAGCAGACAGAGGAGCUGCUGCGGCUGAACUGACUGAGCAGAAAAUAGGCCUGAUGCUGCUGGAGGUCUGCCACAAAGCAGGUGGCUGCGCCUACCUGAGGCAGAUCUAUCACAUCAUUCAAGGCAAUGAGGAGCUCUUGAUGUCUAAACUCAAUGGGAACACAGACUCCACAGAUCUCUCAGUGAAAUUUGAUGUCAGCCCAGAGAGUGUCGAUCGCACUGCAUACUUCAAUCCUCUCCUGCAGUUUGACCACAUUGGCAAGAAGAGACUGAAUCAGAGCGAAGUGGUUGACUGGACGUGGGACUGGCCUAGGCUGCUGCCAGCCUAUGAGGGCAUGAGUCAGGUCACCUUCAGAAGUCUGGUAGCCAACAGGUGGGAUAUGCAGGAGGAUGCGGAGCUGGAAGAUGGAGAGAGAGCAAUGGUGGAAGAACUUCAGAAAGCCUUUUUUGUUUGCUGCUGCAGCGCGGGACCACAAGAUGCCUCUGGAACUGAUGAGACACCAACAAAUCAGACCCAGGGGGAAGCAGAGCCCUGCGAUAAAAGUACUGCCCAAUAACAGUGCACAGCGUUGUAGUUUUUAUUAUGUAGUAAUUUUUUUAUAUUCUCUUGGCGCUCUCAAGGUGGUUGUUUGUGGACAUGUACGUGCACCCCUGUUCACACAUUUGUGGGAAUAUGUUGGCCUGUGCAUGUACUGCAAAUUUGCAUGUAUGUGCACAAAAACAUGGAGAACCCCCCCCCCACUAGAAACAAAAAAAGAGAGCACGAGCUGGUGCCUUCCUCUGUCUGCACACACCUGAGACAAAUCCUCUCCGUCGUUCAAUGCUGCAUCAGGUGCGUUUUCAUCUUUUUGGAGCACAUCUGCAGAAACCAGUUUCGGGAAAUAAAGAGUUGCGAUUUUGUUUGUCGGGGACAAGAUAGGACUGUGUGAUCACUGUAGGUAGCUGAUGUGUUUUAAGACCGUGUGGGUGGAGAGAGUAGUGUCAGCAUGCUUUCUUUCAAGAAAACAUCAAACAAUAUAGUUUGGAAGCAAAAUAUUACCCUGUUUUGAUUUUUGAUGUGUUGUAGAAAUCUGCCACCCCAUAAAUUAUCAGUCAGCAUUUAGUGGAAACUUGAAAAACAUUUAUGUGUAUGAUGAUUGCUAAUUACCAUAUAUUUUGUCUAAAUAUGUCCGUAUUUUUUUAUUUGUGUGAAUCAUUGUAGGUAAAAUGUUAUACAUUAAAAUACAACCACAAUUGUACUUCAGUGAGGAUUGUUAUUUUUUUUAAGAUAAAUUAGUAUUAUCUUUGUGAUGUAAUUUUUAUAUAAUGGAUUAUCAUUUAAUGCUAUAUUUACAAGUAUAUUUUCUCCAUCUAAUUUUCAAAUAAAAAAGAAAACAAUU
Messenger RNA from Xiphophorus hellerii (green swordtail), 5146 nucleotides. Its product is annotated as KIAA0825 ortholog. Bases 365 to 4324 code for a protein of 1319 amino acids. The record is from RefSeq and is a predicted model, not a curated record. The transcript has 23 exons. NCBI's taxonomy places the organism in Eukaryota, Metazoa, Chordata, Actinopteri, Cyprinodontiformes, Poeciliidae.